Molecule: messenger RNA, 4339 nt
Organism: Pangasianodon hypophthalmus (striped catfish)
Lineage: Eukaryota; Metazoa; Chordata; Actinopteri; Siluriformes; Pangasiidae
Gene: hyal2b
Product: hyaluronidase 2b
Exons: 4
Coding region: 780-2174 (464 amino acids)
Biological process (GO): carbohydrate metabolic process; hyaluronan catabolic process
Molecular function (GO): hyaluronoglucuronidase activity; hyalurononglucosaminidase activity
Source: RefSeq, a predicted model, not a curated record
AGUCCAGUUCAUCCGCGUACAGAAUGAAAAGUCGCUCUCGGUGCGGAGAAGCGACAAAAACUGAGAAGUACGAAGCCACAAUGAGCAGCUUUUAAUAUAAUAAGAGUAAUAGCAGUUCAGGGGAAGGUAACACGGCGUUAGAUGUAGUUUAUGAAUGAAUCCUCGGUGUGUAAAGUGAUGGGCAGAGUGAGCUCGGUGCUGCCUGGGUGUGAGAGUGGACUAAACCGGCGUCCUGAGCUGAAACCGUGCGCGAGCUGCGUCUUCUCCAGGUCAGUGGCGUCCAUUAAACACCGCCGCUGCAGUUUACAUGACAGUGCUUCUGAUUAAGCGCGCACGUGCCCGGUCACUGUGUAACGGUUUCUCUCCGCGACCGUUGACGAAAGUUUAAAAUCAAAAACAAACACAAAAAAAAAAAAAACGAGCAAACUUGCGCGUGCUGAACUUUGCUGGCCGAGCGCGUGCGCACCACCGCUGACAUUUAAUUAAGCACAGCGCCUGCUUGCGUCAUCUAAACGCGUCUUUUUAUCUGCUGUUCAACAGGAGCGCGCUGUACUUCUUGUUUUGCUUUGCGAGUCUCAGCGUGCAGGGAGUGUUUUUUUUUUUGUGCAAUAUUAAUUGCUUCACUCAGUGUGAGCGCAGGACGUGGAGAAACAGGACGCAAUCUUGUUUUGUGAGUCUCUCAAAGUGAAAAGCUUUGCAGGAACACUGUACAGUGGAAGCUGUGUGAGGAAUCAGAGCAGGAUUCAGGCGUAGAGGUGGCCGUGUGAGAAACGGGAGCGAUGUCCCUCUCUCUCUUCCCGCGUCUGCUCUGUCUGUCGGCUCUGUCGACCUUCCUUUGUGCGCAGGAUCUCAAAACCACAAGAUGGCCGCUCUACUCCCAGAAGCCCCUGUUGCUGGCGUGGAACGCUCCGACGGAGGACUGCACCCCGCGGCACCGCGUCAGUUUCCCGUUCGAGCUCUUCCAGAUCGUGGCGUAUCCCACCGAGGGCUUUGUGCGCCAAAACCUCACCAUCUUCUACAAAGAUCGUUUGGGACUGUACCCUUAUUACGAAACUGACGGCACCCCCGUGAACGGAGGCCUGCCGCAGCUCGCCAGCCUCGCGGAGCAUUUAGCCAAAAUUCCCAAAGGACUCCAGAAGUACAUCAGCGAACCCACGGCUAAAGGGCUGGCCGUGUUCGACUGGGAGGAAUGGAGGCCGCUCUGGAUCCGCAACUGGAAUGCCAAAACUAUUUACCGUGAAAAAUCCAAAAAGCUCAUAUUGGAAAAGAAUCCCAACUGGACGGCUGAACAGGUGACCAAAGUGGCUCAGCAGGAAUUCGAGCUCUCGGCACGAAAGUUCAUGCUGGAGACGCUGCGCACGGCGAAAAGCCUCCGCCCCCAGCAGCUCUGGGGUUUUUACCUGUUCCCCGACUGCUAUAAUCACGACUACCUCAGCAGCAGCGGCCUGAAGAACUACACGGGUCGCUGCCCGGAAGUGGAGAUGCAGCGCAACGACCAGCUGCGGUGGCUGUGGACCGAGAGCACGGCGCUCUUUCCCUCCGUAUACUUGGGCCGCGCGCUGAAGGACCGAACCAUCGGCCGGCAGUUCGUCAGGAACCGCGUCAGAGAGGGCAUGAGGCUGGCCUCCACCGGCAACGGCACCGCGCGGCCCGUGUUCGUCUACACACGACCCACCUACAACAACGAGCUCACGCUGCUAACCGAGAUGGAUCUGAUCUCCACUAUCGGUGAAAGUGUGUCUCUGGGAGCCGCCGGUGUGAUCCUGUGGGGCGACGCCUCCUACGCCAGCAGUAGCACGAGCUGCUCCAACCUGAGUGAGUACCUCCGCACCGGCGCCCUCGGCCGCUACCUGCUCAACGUUUCCUCCGCAGCGGAGCAGUGCAGCGCGCAGCUGUGUGGGUGGCACGGACGCUGCCUGCGCAGGCUCCCCGACACAGACACCUACCUGCACCUGAGCACUCGCACACACACACUGGAGGUGCAGCAGGGUCGGCUCGCCGUGCGCGGAAGGAUGGACCAGGAGGAGCUGGCGAGGCUAAACGAGGACUUCCAGUGUCAGUGCUACACCGGCUACACGGGCGCGACAUGCUCGCAGAGAGCGUCCGGACACAGAGCAGGGCUCAGCCUGCAGGGGGCGCUGGUGGUACUGCUGACGCUGGCCUUUCUGCAGUGAUCAAAACACAACCUGCUGAGCCAAUGCUAACGCAGGAACGGCGGAACGAGGCGGACGAAAGAGAAGCCGAACGAAAGAGACGCCUUCUCUGCUGCUUUACAGUGAGCGUUUUAGUUUUGUGCUGCCCCCUGCUGCACAGCACCGUGAACUACACAAGGACAGACGUGAAAGAGGUUUACGCUCCGCGCUGAUGGUUCCCAAGCUGACGCGCCUUUUCCACUAACACAGAGCCAGAGCUGCUUCAGGGAACCUACACCUGCGUUUCCACCGGUCUGAGAGACGGACCUUAUGUACAUCUGGUACCAUUCAAAAUCUACACACAGCACAGAGACUCAACAGAGGUGUUAGUUUUAAAGAUGUAGCUGCUAAGCGUUCCUUACGCGUCUUCCCGUCCACUCAGAAAACAUUUUCGUAUCUUCAGCCAGCAUGUGGUGGACCUUUAACACUCAUUUAAGGUACAUCAUCAGAUGUUAAGGAGUGUUAUGGAGGGCACAAUGAAAUUCAAUUCUGACCGAUUCAUUUAUAAAAAAGUCCCAGUAAAACAUUCAUCCGAAUAUUAAUUUAGUCAGUAAUCUCCAAAUUCCGCUUGCACGGCUGAUGUCUUUGUAACGUUUCCAUUUCAGCAGCAGUCUGGUGCGAGAAUCAGACUGAUUUUGUUGGCUGAGAACCCGCCUUUAGCGGUGGAGAAGUGGGCAGCGGUUCCACAUUAGGCUCGCUGCGCUGGCGGAAAAACACCACGAGGAGCGAUGAGAGGAGUCGUAUCAGGAGAUCGCAGACCUCCACGCUGAGGAGAUUAAAAGCAGAUGAGAGAUUAGAGCUGGGCGAUGACUGAAGGUUUCACCGAUAACGCCAUGUUUUUUGUUUUGUUUUUUUUUUCUGAAAAUUUGAUCAUGUCGAUGGUUUAGCGUUCAGCAGGACGGAGAGAUGGAUCUUGUAUGGAAAUGAACUUGGUAAUGAAGCGUACGUGACUCUACACCGCACCUUUGUAAAUGAAUUAUUCGUAAUAAUCAUCACAUAAUUUUUACCUCAGUAAAAUAUCGCAGUGUUUUAUACUCAUCGCCCAGCUCUAACGCAGACGCAGCCAUGACUAUCCGUCAGUGACGUAGUGAGUUUAUUAACCACACAUGCAUCCUUUAACCGUUUCAGAACCUUUCGAUCUUGUGCUGUGGAAAAGUGCGGAACCGUUGCUGUGCCUUAAACGCUCCGCACGUGUUUUUCACGUGUGUUUAUGAUCUCUGUAUUACGAUGUCUGUCUGCACUGUUUUUUUGUUUUUUUUUAAUUGUCCUGUGUUUCAGCUUUAAUCUGCUGGAUUUCUUUUGUUUUUCUCGCAUCCCUGCGUCGGUGGCGUUGCGGAUUUAAAGGCCAAAUAACACACGACGUACUUUAAACAAAGAUUAAACAAAACCUCGCAACUUAAAGUUCACCCGAAGCCUCUGUCUGAUGCAUGACCACUGCUGGAUGCUGGAUGAUGUCACAGGAACAUUUCACACGGUCGUAUUUCAUCAUCUGCCAAAGCACAGAGCUGGAAUCCUCGUCCACCGUCUCGUUCUUCACGUGGAGCAAACUGGAAGAGUUUAAAGUGCCAUUGGUUUUUAGAGUUUUUUGAACUGUUGUCUUUUUAUGGAUGGAAUCAUGUUUCUGUGUGUAUUUGUGUGUGUGUGUGUGUGUGUGUGGAGGUGCUUUGUGUCUCCAAUACAAAGACCUGAACUCUGUAUUAUGCAGUUAUUACUGUAUUAUUACCAGCAUUACCGUGUUUUUUAGACUGCGUGACACAUUCUUUGCCUUUUAUCACAUGCUGUGACGUUCACUGCCAGGUCACACCUUGCCUGUUUGAGUGUGUGUGUGUGUGUGUGUGUGUGUGCGCCUGCGGUAGGUGUGCUGGGUUUGGGGAGAUACACUGCCAUUAGCUCGGUGCUAGCGUAACAUUGAAAAUAAGUGCCUGGAAAACACGGUAAUCUCACCAAGGGCCUUCACUUCUCGCUUUAGUGUUGAAACCAAAUCCUGCUUGCUGUUUUAUUUUUAAAGCGAAGACGGUUUGGUUUGAUCCGGAAAGUGUUACAGUGGAUUCUUUACAUCACUGAUAAACACGUUUUACAUGUCAGUGCAAAUCCAAAUGAUUGUAACUUGAUGUUUCUUAUUAUUUUACAAUAAAUCAAUGAUUUAA